GCAGAAGCGAAAAGGGAAAGGAAUCUGCGGUGACGCGAGGAAAGGAAGGCGAAGAGGCGGCAGCCGCGGGAGAGGCACAUGCUCUGCUGCUGCUGCUGCUGCUGCGAACUGAAAAGCGUCGGGCUGACACCUUGUCUCUGCCUACUCUUUGGCUAAUCGGAGGAUGUGCGGAUGAGCUUACGCUGUUAUGCUCUCGGUUUCACUGAGUCUCCCAAGGGACCGAUCUGGUGACAGAAUGACCUGGGUUUGCCUGUCUUGCAUGCUUUGGCCUGAGGACCUUGAAGCAUCCACAUCCCACACCUUCAAAGUGAAGAGCUUCAAGAAAGUGAAACCAUGUGGGAUAUGCCGUCAGGCUAUUACCCGGGAGGGUAGCACCUGCCGAGGUUGUAAGCUCUCCUGUCACAAGAAAUGUGAAGCCAAGGCUGCCACGCCUUGCAUGCCUGCUGGCAAUCAUGAGCUGCCAUCCACUGAGGAGAAUCCUGCGAAGCACGUAGACACCCCGGUGUUUGCCAAGUCCCCCAAAAUUAUUCAGACACGACGUAAACCCUCAAGGAGCUUGAGCCUAAAUCAGGCCAUGGAGGACACUUGUGAACUAGACCUGGUUUAUGUCACGGAACGGAUCAUUGCCGUCAACUUUGCAAGUUUGUCGGAGGAGCAGACCUUCUGCAGCAACCUGAAGGAGGUGGCGCAAAUGCUUAAAUCCAAGCAUGGGGACAGUUACCUGCUUUUUAACCUGUCAGAGAGGAGACAUGACAUCAGCAAGCUCCAUUCCAAGGUGCUGGAUUUUGGAUGGCCCGACUUGCACACACCUGCCCUGGAGAAGAUAUGCAGCAUCUGCAAGGCCAUGGAUACAUGGCUCAAUGCUGAUCCUCACAAUGUGGUGGUUCUUCACAAUAAGGGGAACAGAGGCCGGACAGGGGUAGUUAUUGCCGCCUACAUGCACUACAGCAACAUUUCAGCCAGUGCCGACCAAGCCUUGGACCGGUUUGCCAUGAAGAGGUUCUACGAGGACAAGGUGAUCCCAGUGGGGCAGCCAUCACAGAAGAGGUAUGUCCAUUACUUCAGUGGUUUGCUGUCUGGCACCAUCAAAAUGAAUAACAAGCCCCUCUUCCUGCAUCAUGUCAUCAUGCAUGGAAUCCCCAACUUUGAGUCUCAAGGAGGCUGCCGGCCCUUCCUCAAGAUAUACCAGGCUAUGCAGCCUGUCUACACAUCUGGAAUCUACAAUGUCCAGGGAGACAGCCAGACCAGCAUCUGCAUCACUAUAGAGCCUGGGCUACUCUUAAAGGGAGACAUCUUGCUGAAAUGCUAUCACAAAGAGUUCCGUAGCCCAACACGAGAUGUGAUCUUCCGAGUGCAGUUCCAUACCUGUGCCAUUCAUGACCUGGCUAUUGUCUUCAAUAAAGAGGACUUGGACGAUGCCUUUAAAGAUGAACGGUUUCCAGAGUAUGGGAAGGUGGAGUUUGUGUUCUCCUAUGGCCCUGAGAAGAUUCAAGGCAUGGAGCAUCUUGAGAACGGCCCCAGUGUCUCAGUGGACUACAACACCUCAGAUCCACUCAUCCGCAGGGACUCCUAUGAAAACUUCAACAUCCGCCGUGAAGACAGCAUGGAAGAGGUUGGGCACACCCAAGGACCUCUGGAUGGUAGCCUCUAUGCCAAGGUGAAGAAGAAAGACUCACUCCACGGCAGCACCGGCACUGUCAACACCAACCGCAUUACUCUCUCAGCUGCGCCCAACCACAUUGAGCACACACUCUCGGUCAGCAGUGAUUCAGGAAACUCUACUGCUUCCACCAAGACAGACAGGACUGAUGAGCAGGCAGUGUCCACAGUCCCCAGCAGCAGUGGAGGAAACAAUCCUAUACUAACCCCUGAGGAGAAGCAGGAGCUCGAGAGUUUGCUCAGUGGCUUUGGGUUGGAAAACGAAGCCACCAUGCAUAACCACAACCCCAGUGGAGGAGCAGUGGUCGCCUCCACUGCAUCUGGCUGCCACAUCAUUCCAGCUCAGGUGCACGUCAAUGGGGAAGCCGCCAGCUUGGUGGCUGAGAGGGAAACGGACAUUUUGGACGAUGAGUUGCCCAACCAGGACGGGCAUAGUGUGGGAAGCCUGGGUACCCUCUCAUCGUUCGAUGGCACCACCAACACUAGUGACAUGGGAUACCAUGAGGCCCCCCGGAUGGAGAGCCUUACCUCCUUGCCCAAUGGGUCAUCCAACUUCAAUGGCAUAGACAAGCUGCAUGAUUCAGAGACGGUGAUCAAUGGUGGCUACCCCUACAACAAUCAGAACUCCUUGCGGAGCAUGAUGGGACGUCACCCCCAGGAUCCCUACGGGCACAUCCGUCCUUCAGUGUCUGCCCAGGAAAAUUUGGCUGACUAUUAUCAGCAUGGCUUCCCCACUCCUGGCUGGUUACAACUCCAGCCACCAGCCUCCAGCCAGCAGUGCCCAUAUGGCUAUGACCCAAACAGCAUAUACCGGUCACAGUCUUUCCCCACAGCUACUGCUGAGACCCCACAGCUCCCCCAGGCACCAGCCCGGAGCACGAGUAGCCGGGAAGCUGUCCAGAGGGGACUUAACUCUUGGCAACAGCAAAGUGGAGGCAGCAGACCACCUUCCCGUCAACAAGAUGGAGGCUGUGAGAGCCAAAGUCCCAGCAUUUCCAGUGCAAGCCCUCAGCCCAGCCCUUCACAAGCAGCACCGCCUCAAAGCAUCAGCAUCCCUGAAUUCCCCAGGGUGGCCUCUCAGAAGGAAAUAGAGCAGUCAAUUGAGGCCCUCAACAUGCUAAUGCUUGACCUGGAUCCCUCUGUCUCCAUGAUGCACAAAUCCCAGAGUGUCCCGGUGUCCUCCAGAGAAGAUAAGCCACGCCCAGUGGCUCUUUCAGUGUCUGCUCAGCCUGUGACUGGCCCUCAGGUGGUGCAGCCAAAGUCUCUCAAUCCUUUUGGCCCUAUUCCAGGAAGCCCUUCACACAACUCCAUGGGCACCUCUGUGGCCCAGUUGCCUGAACCAGCAUCUAAAGCUCAUCCCACAAAAUUAUUGCUCCACAAUGCUGGAGAGCCAGAGUACCCAGUGCAGGAUUACAGAGAGGCCUAUUCGCCCUAUGGCUAUCAGAACCAGCAGCCAACUGUAUCACAAGCAAGGAGCUAUGGCCAGACUGCAGGAAGCCCUCCUACAUCUCCUAGGCCUCGUGCCAUGGCACAUCCCCUGCUGACAUCACCCCCAUCUCCCGUGAUGACAGUUCAAGCCCAGGUACCAAUAAAGGAUGCAGAGAAUUUUGAAGAACCUUCUCGGCCCUCUGAGGAAGAGCCUCUGCACCUUGAAGGUCUGGUGGCCCAGAGGGUAGCAGACUACAACGCCAAACUCCGGGACAUCCGGAAGAGCAUGAAAAGCCCCCAUCCUCCUCUUCAUCGACAGCGAUCCUUCUCCUUUUCUGGAGUACAGUCACCACGGGAGAAGUUGCCAGAAGAAACUGAAGCUCCCAUCAGGAGACGUACAACCAGUGAAGGCCAGUAUGAGAACAGUCCCCAGGACUCUAGUUCACCACGAAGCCCCACAGUUCGUUCUCCAGUUCACUGUGUCUCACCAGAGGUAGUCAGCACCAUCGCUGCCAACCCUGGAGGAAGGCCCAAGGAGCCCCAUCUCCACAGCUACAAGGAGGCCUUUGAAGAGAUGCAGGGAACCCCUCCAAGCAGUCCACCCUCCAGUGGUGGUGAGACCUCUCCCCCAACCCCUGCCUUCCCUGUCUCACCACAAACCCCUUACAGUAACCUGUUGCGAUCUCCACCAGGACUGGCUAAAACUCCGCUGUCAGCACUGGGCCUAAAACCUCAUAACCCAGCUGAGAUCUUGUUGCAGCAGACGGGAGAACUAAAUGGGGAGACAGUAGCUGAAUCUGACAGAGAGCCCCGGAGCUAUGUGGAAUCAGUGGCCCGUACAGCAGCAGCAGGUGGGGGUGGCGGCAGUGGCAGCUCUGUUGGGAAGCCUCAGACAUCCCUAGCACCACAGGCCUACAACACCGAGACAACAUCAAUGAGGAAUGGGUCCCUUCCCAAUUCCUUCACUUCGCCAAGCCCUGUUGCUGCCAGCAGCCCAGUGCACAGCAUGGAUGGGAUCUCUAUAAGUAGCUACCCUUCUGAGAACAGUACCAGCAUAGCCAUACCUUCCCAGCCAUCUGCUGAGUCCAGCUUCCAAUCCACCAAUCUUUCUCAGGGGCUGUCGCCACACAGCAGCUACCAAAACACAUCUACAUCAACUCAGGGCCUCCCAGCCUAUAUGAGUACCGACUUCCCCGAUGGCCGAGCCAGCACUCAACAAGAUAGCCACCCAAGGCCUCAGCCCCAAGUCAAUGCAGUUGGGGUCCAGAUUAUGCCUGGAAGCCCCCACUCUCUCCACAGAACAGUAGCCACCAACACUCCCCCUAGCCCUGGAUUUGGGCGAAGAGCUGUCAAUGCCAACAUGGUAGCUGCUCCAGGAAGCCCAAGUAUGAGCAGGCACUUAAUGGGGCCACAUGGCAACCUCGUUGCAACACCUGGGAGUCCAAAUCUUAAUCGGCACCAGCCUGUAAUGGGAGGCAGCGCAUCCACAGUCUCUGGGAGUCCCAACUUGGAUCGGCACAUCAUAUAUGGAUACUCAACUCCAGAGGAGAAGCGCCCAACGCUGUCCCGCCAAAGCAGUGCCUCAGGUUAUCAAGCUCCCUCUACCCCAUCUUUUCCUGUUUCCCCAGCCUACUACCAUGGAGUUAGUAGCCCACAUUCCUCUUCCCCUGACUCAGCAGUCUACCGGCAAGGCAGUCCCACCCCAACCCAACCACUGCUCCCAGAAAAGAGAAGGAUGUCAUCGGGGGAUCGGUCCAACAGUCUGCCUAACUAUGCCACAGUGAAUGGCAAGACCUCUUCGCCCAUCUCCAGUGGUAUGUCCAGUCCCAGCAGUGGGAGCAGCAUGGCCUUUCAUCAUACUCUGCCAGAUUUCUCCAAAUUCUCGAUGCCAGAUAGCAGCCCUGAGACUAGAGCUAACGUGAAGUUUGUCCAGGAUACCUCCAAGUACUGGUACAAGCCAGAGAUCUCCAGGGAGCAAGCCAUUGUGCUGCUGAAAGACAAGGAACCUGGGGCUUUUAUCAUUCGAGACAGCCACUCCUUCCGGGGUGCCUAUGGAUUGGCCAUGAAAGUUGCUUCUCCUCCUCCUGGUGUUUUACAACAGAGCAAGAAAGGAGAUAUCACUAAUGAGCUGGUUAGGCACUUCCUGAUAGAAACUAGCCCUAAAGGUGUGAAACUAAAAGGAUGCCCCAAUGAACCAAAUUUUGGUUGCUUGUCAGCUCUGGUGUACCAGCACUCCAUCAUGCCUCUGGCCUUGCCCUGCAAGCUGGUCAUUCCUAAUCAAGAUCCCAUGGAUGAGACAAAAGAGAUGACCUCAUCGAGCAACUCAGCAACAGGCUUGCUCAAACAGGGAGCAGCCUGCAAUGUGCUCUUUAUUAACUCAGUGGAGAUGGAAUCGUUAACAGGGCCACAGGCCAUCGCCAAAGCUAUCACUGAGACACUGGCCGCUGACACCCCACCGUCUGCCACCAUUGUCCACUUCAAAGUUUCGACGCAAGGAAUCACCUUAACAGACAACCAGAGGAAGCUGUUCUUCAGACGACAUUAUCCCAUCACCAGUGUCACCUUCUGUGAUGUGGAUCCACAGAAGAGAAAGUGGACUAAGUCAGACAGUGAUGGCUCUGCAAAACUCUUUGGCUUUGUGGCUCGGAAGCAAGGCAGUACAACGGACAACGUGUGCCAUCUCUUUGCUGAGCUGGACCCCAAUCAACCAGCUGGCGCCAUUGUCAACUUUGUUUCCAGGGUCAUGCUCGGCUCUGCUCAGAAGAGAUGAACUGACACCUUCCCCUUGAAGGCAGCUUCUUGCCCUUGAAUUUUGAAGAAGGACUUGGAGUUGUUCCGAGAACGAGUGCGAGGAAGUGCAUUGUGAGAGAGGGAAGUGAACCAAUGGGGGUGGGAGAAAGAUGGAGAGGGGAAAAGGUCUGAAUUGCUGGAAAGCCCAAACCAACCAAAUGUCCGUACAUAGCAGAAACCAAGGAACUGACACCAUCGCCUUUCCCUGCCAAGUUCAAGAGGUGGAGACAAUUUUGGCUUUUUGGAUCAGCAUGAAAUCAGAGAAUUCAGCCCCACUGGCCAAAGCACGGAUCUUAUUAACUUUUGUGGGGUAGGACUAUAUAGUAGUUGCUUGUUUAGAAAAUAAGGCAAACUUUUUAAAAUCAUGUAUACGUGAGCUGCAGGAAUCACAUUGAGAGACAUGCCAAACAAGCAAUUAUUGGUACCCCUUUCUGAAAGUAAUUGCUCCCAACUCUUCAACUGCUGAAUAUAUGGGGUGUGUGGAUGUGUGCCUGGGUGUGCGCAUUUGUGUGGUGUGCACAUGUUCUGAUGAGUAUCUGUGGAAAUUUGCAAUGUUAGGGUCAUGCCUCUGCUGAGUUUCAAGUGAGGGUUAUUCAGAAUUGUUGGCACCAAUAUUCUCCCCUUCUUCCGAGAAGAUAGGCCUCCAUUACUCCAGCUAGAGGACGUCCUAGCAGUGCAAGAUGUACUAUGGAGGUGAGAAGUUCUGAUUUUAACCAAUAGAGUCACACACGUGCACACACCCCAAUAUGAGUGCACAUGCAUGUGCACAUAUAAUUUGUAUACCAGAGUUGCAGAGGAAGGAGUCCUGCCCAGCUAAUUUCAAGAGUAUGCUAGCCAAAUCAAAAGAGUAUCUUCUAGUUUCUAUGCAAAGAGGUCCAUGGUAGAUCAUAUGAACAGGAAAACUGUCCUAUCACCUCUGUCCCUAAAAUUUGAAAAUACUAGCACUUUGGGAGUGCCAUUUCUUUCCUGUGUAAGGGAAAAACAACCCUGUCCAAGUUUAUCCCUUCUCCUUUGGAAGACAUGCACGUUUUCUAUCUUACUUGGAAAUUACUCAGUUACGCAAAGGCAAAAUGAAUGAUUUGGUGAUGGGGAGGGGGGAGAUUUUAUUUUGAAGCCACUAAGAAUAAUGAUUUAAAAAGACCCAGGUUGGUGUGAGCUUUGGCUUAAGCAUGGCCAUACCUGUUCCAAAAACCAGUGGCCAUAGCUGGUUAAUCUAUAUCCAUUUGGGGCUCCAAAUUUGGUUUUUAGCAGAAUUAGUUCAUUGUUUUGCCGCAUUAAGCUUUGCAUUUGCUUCUGGAAGCAUCAAGCAUCAGAUCUUGCACUGACCCGCUAGCCCAUAGUUAGCAAUGUUGACUGACAUUUGUUGUGGAUAGGGAGGCAGUUCCUACCUUGCAAAUCAUUUCCUGCACAGCAAAUUCCAUAGCAAAUGAGGUAGUUUUGUGGCAACUGCAGAGGAACUAUGUCUUUUUCUGCUAACAUCACAAAUCCGUCUUUCUGCUAGCAUGACUUCUGGCAUUCCUAAUUGAGGGCGAAGGUGCACAGAAUUGCUGUCUAUUCCCUAAUGGCUCUGGGUAAGGAAAGCAGGAGAUAUUUGUUUGGCUGUGGAGGGAUUCUUCUAUUGCCUAGGAUUCCUAUAGCAUUGUGGGAGUUUCUUAUCAUCCUCUCAAGCAUCUACAGCUGGCAAAUCCCACAUGCUGAAUGGACAAAUAGAUGUUCCCACUUGUCAAAUCCUUUGGGUUUAUUGUGAAUUCUUCAACUUCUACUUAACCUAGAGUCAAGGCUCCUGCUGAAAGCGAGUCACUUUUGGCUUGCUUUGUCAGCUGGUCCAAUGGGGACUGGUCAAAAGCUUCUGAAGAGACAAGCAUGCAUGGCAAUAACUUGAGCCAACAAAUACAGAGCAUGUGGGCUGUAAGCCCUUCACAUCCUUUGCUGAUAACACUGAAUGGGACUCAAUAGCGCACAGUUUGGGUGGGUUGGACUGAUGCCCUCCAAGAGGUUUCUCCACUAAAAGCAAUUGAUGAAAAGCUUCUUCCCCUAAAAUUCCCUCAAGAUAUCUGAUAAAACAGAACCUGAAAUAGCGAGGGAAGGUCUUUAGGGAUAGGCCAUGCGUUGAUGAGAUACUUCAAUAUGAAGUCAUGCAGCAUUCACUUAAAGUCGAAAUGUGACUUCCAAGUUAUGUAGACACCUAAAUUCUCCUAGAGAGUAUGGCUCUCUCAUUGCCUUGAUAUAAUAUAUAUAUAUGUAUGUAUGUAUGUAUGUAUGUAUGUAUGUAUGUAUGUAUGAAAUAUACUGACAAAAUAAUGUAAGGUAAUCAAAAAAAAAUUAAGUGAAAUUUACACAAAAAGUAUUUAUUUUUUGCCAUAAUUCUUUUAAUCUGUCUUAUACCUCCUCUGAUAUUUGCAUCUCCCUCCAUAACCCCCCCACCCCAGUCUAUAUUAUAGACUUUUGUAUGUAUAAGUUAGUGCAAAGUGCUUAUUUGGUUAGUAUUAUUGACAUGGGCAAGGUUUCAAAAGAUUAUGUCCAUCCCUUCUCCUGAGCCCCCUAAAAGCAAUAUAUUUUGAUAUUAUGCUACAGGGCAGUGCAAGAAUAUGAACAUUUCCCAUCCCCACCACCUCAUUUUUAGUAAUGAGCAAGUGAGCAUAUAUAAAUUAGUGCUUCAUUGCUGAGUGAUGCAAGGGUUAGCGGUGUGCAUAUGUGUGAAAGUGUGUGGAGAGAGAUGUAUUUCUGGAUACUGUAUAAAGCAUGAGUUUUGCAUCCAAGAGCUAUUGUUCAGACAGUCCCUUGGAUGGAGUGGGAGCAUCAGUUUUUGGUGUUAUUGUCCAGGCUCUGUCCCAUCCAGAUGGGACACUGGAGACUGUGAUAGCUUAUUAUCUUCUAGGUUGCAAAUAAUUCCCUCCUUCUGCAAAAUUCAAGCAAGGUAAUUCCCUUCCCUCACCUGCGACUGUCUCACCCUGCCAUUAACCAAUUAGAGAAACACUGUGUCUAUAGAUAUAUAUAUAAAUAUUAUAAAUAUAUAUAUUUUUUGAAAGUC
Rhineura floridana is the source of this 8908-nucleotide messenger RNA. RefSeq names its product tensin 1 (gene TNS1). Gene Ontology annotation, biological process: fibroblast migration. The record is from RefSeq and is a predicted model, not a curated record. Bases 188 to 5857 code for a protein of 1889 amino acids. Lineage: Eukaryota; Metazoa; Chordata; Lepidosauria; Squamata; Rhineuridae. Gene Ontology annotation, molecular function: protein binding. The transcript has 34 exons.